CGCAAGCCGCAACAGUUCGCCAAUAGUCAAACCAAUGGCCGGCACGCUACGCUCCACACCACCUAUCCAGACCCACCGGGCACCUGGCCGUGCCCUCCGCUGAGUCGCGCCUCUCUCCCACCGGCGGCUGCGCCGCAAAAGCGCCCCCACCUCUCUGCGGUUUAUUGGGAGGAAGAUGGCUGGAGACGACGACGCCGAGGCCGGGGGCGGUGCGGAGUGCUGCUACUACACGACGGACGACGCGCUGUCGCACGUGGGCUUCGGGAGGUUCCAGGCGUUGGUGCUGGCCUACGCCGGCGUGGGCUGGACCGCGGAGGCCAUGGAGAUCAUGCUGCUGUCCUUCGUCGGCCCGGCCGUGAAGGACGAGUGGGGGAUCUCAGGCCAGCAGCAGGGGCUCAUCACCAGCGUCGUCUUCGCCGGGAUGCUCAUUGGGGCUCUCUUCGGAGGCGCCCUCUCGGACACCUAUGGCAGAAGGACUGGUUUUCUGUUCACUGCAGUUGUCACUGGCAUGUUUGGUUUUCUCAGUGCUCUGUCACCUAACUAUAUAUGCUUAAUAGCCAUCCGAUUUGUUGUCGGUAUCGGAUUGGGUGCUGGCCAUGUUCUUGGUACUUGGUUCCUAGAGUUUGUUCCUGCUGCAAAGAGGGGUACUUGGGUGGUUGUCUUCCAUUGCAGUUGGACCUUUGGAACAAUCCUUCAGGCUCUAAUUGCAUGGGCCAUCAUGCCAGUACUUGGAUGGAGAUGGUUGAUAGCAUUGUCCUCGUCACCAUGUUUCAUUCUGCUUAUUUUUUAUGGUGUAACACCUGAAUCACCACGGUACCUCUGCUCAAGAGGCAGGACAGCUGAUGCUAAAUUUAUCUUGGAGAAGAUAGCAAAAAUGAAUAAUAUGGCUCUGCCCUCUGGCAUCUUGAUAGUUCCCCUGCAAAGAUCUGACAAUGGUGUUGAUCUGGAGACAAUAAGACCUCUAAUUAUUUCACAAGAUAAUGCUGCAACUGAUGUCGGCUUGAGCUCUAAAUCCAGAUCCAUUAAUGCAUUUCGUACACUCCUGUCACGAAGAUUUAUUAGAUCUACACUUCUUCUUUGGUUUGUCUUCUUUGCAUUUUCUUUUGCUUACUAUGGUAUAGUAUUGCUAACAUCGGAACUAAGCACUGGUGAAAAGUGGUGUGCACCUGUUGGAAUGCAUUUGAGGCAGCAAAAUGAUGCCAGAUUCUACAUAAAUGUCCUGGUGACUAGUAUUGCAGAAUUUCCUGGCCAGAUUUUGGCAGCUCUAUUGGUUGACAGAGUUGGUCGCAAACUGUCGAUGGGGGGAUUUGUGUUUUUGUGCUUUAUUUUCGUGGCACCACUUGCUGCACCUUUAGGAGAAGGUUUAGCAACCACCCUUUUAUUCAGUGCCCGGACUUGUAUCACGGCAAGCUAUGCUGUUCUGUAUAUUUAUGGCCCUGAGAUCUACCCUACGUCAUGCCGAAAUACCGGAGUUGGAGUCGCAACUUCUGUCGGACGGAUUGGCGGCAUGGUUGCGCCUCUCGUAGCUGUUGGUUUGUUAGAGAACUGUCAUCGGAAAGAAGCUGUGUUUGUCUUCGAUCUGGUACUCUGUCUUGCAGCGGUGGCUUGUGCCCUCUUCCCUCUGGAGACCAAGAACUGUCAGAUCCAAUGAGAUUUUAGGCUCACAAUCCAAAUCGAUGUACAUGUGGUGCUAUACCAGUGCAUUUAUAAGGAAGAAAUUUCCCCCUACUUUAUAUAUAGGGGUAUUUGUUGUACAUAUACGUCUGAAACAAAUGACAAAAAUCUGUACAUGACGAGACCCCUGUGCUGCCGGGACGAGGGAACCGCUCCGCGCCUGCACCCUGUGUUGCCAAACAUUUUCGGUACAUAAUUUCCUGAAAGUUGUAAUGUUUCACAGGAAAUCUAUUGUUGCAAUGAUUUCAUAAGGAA
Brachypodium distachyon (stiff brome) is the source of this 1929-nucleotide messenger RNA. Its product is annotated as organic cation/carnitine transporter 7. The record is from RefSeq and is a predicted model, not a curated record. Gene Ontology annotation, biological process: transmembrane transport. NCBI's taxonomy places the organism in Eukaryota, Viridiplantae, Streptophyta, Magnoliopsida, Poales, Poaceae. The coding region runs from base 176 to 1651 and encodes 491 amino acids. Gene Ontology annotation, molecular function: transmembrane transporter activity. The transcript is spliced from 5 exons. Gene Ontology annotation, cellular component: membrane.